This is a messenger RNA of Anopheles coluzzii, 2609 nucleotides long. Its product is annotated as ATP-dependent RNA helicase DDX54. Gene Ontology annotation, molecular function: ATP binding; RNA helicase activity; RNA binding. The record is from RefSeq and is a predicted model, not a curated record. Bases 84 to 2537 code for a protein of 817 amino acids. The transcript has 2 exons. Gene Ontology annotation, cellular component: nucleus. NCBI's taxonomy places the organism in Eukaryota, Metazoa, Arthropoda, Insecta, Diptera, Culicidae.
ACCACCGCACAACAAAACCUCGUGUUUCUGUGUGGCCGGACAAAAAUCGUUUCCCAGUUUUGUAGGUGAAUUUGUGGUUCAAAAUGAGUGCGUUGGCACUGGACGAGGUGCCCGGCUUUUCGCUGCACAAAGCCGAAGUAGAUUACGACGAUGAGGGGAACGGAUUCGGUGGCAAGAAGGGCAAGAAAAAGUCGGGUGGAUUUCAGGCGAUGGGUCUGAGUGCGCCGGUACUGAAGGGUAUCCUGAAGAUGGGGUACAAGAUCCCGACCCCGAUCCAGCGCAAAACCAUUCCCAUCAUCUUGGAUGGGCGCGAUGUGGUGGCGAUGGCAAAGACCGGUUCCGGCAAGACGGGUUGCUUUCUGAUUCCGAUGUUCGAGAGGCUGAAGCAACGGGAGGCAAAGGCGGGCGGCGGUGCUCGAGCGCUGAUCCUCUCGCCCACCCGUGAGCUGGCCAUACAGACGUACAAGUUCAUCAAGCAGCUGGGCCGGUUCAUGGAUCUGAAGGCGAUUCUGGUGCUCGGUGGCGACUCGAUGGACUCGCAGUUCGCAGCCGUACACACGCUGCCGGAUGUGAUUGUCGCUACGCCCGGUCGAUUUUUGCAUCUGUGCGUGGAGAUGGACCUGAAGCUUAACUCGGUCCAGUACUGUGUGUUCGACGAAGCAGAUCGGCUGUUCGAGAUGGGCUUUGGCGAGCAGUUGACGGAAACAAUCAAGCGACUGCCGGAAUCGCGCCAGAUGGUACUGUUCAGUGCGACGCUGCCGAAGCUGAUGGUGGACUUUGCUACGGCGGGACUGUGCCAGCCGGUGCUGAUACGAUUGGACGUGGAAUCGAAAAUACCGGAUACGCUCGACCUGAAGUACAUCUAUUGCCGACCGGCAGAACGGUACGCCACGCUGUUGGUGCUGUUGCGCGAAGUUAUCCCAAGCACAGCGCAAACGGUCAUUUUCGCCGGAACGCAGCAUCACGUGGAGCUGAUAUCGUUGAUGCUGACCAAAGCAGGUGUCCCGAACAGUCACGUUUACUCCGGUCUGGAUGCAUCGGCGCGUAAGAUUAAUACGGCCAAGUUUACCCACCGCAAGGUGAACGUGCUGGUCGUGACGGACAUUGCGGCCCGCGGUCUCGACAUUCCCACGCUGGACUUUGUUAUAAAUCUCCACUUCCCGGGCAAACCGAAACUGUUCAUCCAUCGUGUCGGACGUUGCGCGCGUGCUGGGCGCAGCGGAAUGGCGUAUACCAUCUUCUCCAACGACGACGUGGCCCAUCUGAUUGAUCUGCACAUGUUUCUGAACCGACCGCUCGAUGUGGCCGAUCGGAAGACGAUGGGUAUCGUACCACCGGACAUGCAGGAAACGGAGCACCUGCUGGUGCAGGAGUACGUACGGCACGUCGAUCUGGCGACGGCGUAUCGGGUGAGUAACAAUGCGUACAAGCAGUACAUCGUAACGCGACCGGCCGCAUCGGCCGCCUCGAACAAGCGAGCGAAACAGUUUAAAAUCGACGAGAUGGGAGUGCUGGAAGACUUCCAGCAGGAGAAGGCCGAGCCCGAGGCAGGAGCCAGAGGGAAGAGAUGGAAAAAGGGAAAACCCAUUUCGUUGAAGAAGAAGGAUAAAAAGGAAGAGGAAAAGAAGGAGCAGCAAGAGAAGGAAAAGGCGGAAAGCUCCAACAGCAAGCCCACGGUUGAUGCGGACGCGUUUAGGAACGAUUUCCUGGCGCGUAUGAAAAACUAUCGCCCGAAUGCGACCAUUUUCGAGCUCAACCCGAAAGCGCACGCCCGUGAGCUGGUUGCGAUGACGCAGAAGCGUGAGGCGGAUGAGGCAAAGAUCGAGAAGCAUAAGCGUAAGCUGGCCGAGCUAGAGCAGGAAGAGCAGGAGAAGCAGAAGAGCAAAGCAACGGCGGUGGUGGAGGAUGAGGAGGAGCAAAACGGUGCUGGCGGGAAACGUCGCAAGGGUCCGGUCCGUGACGAGGAGCACUUUAUCGCGUACCAAGCGAAGGAUGCGAUCGAUGAAGAUGGGUACGCGAUCGAUAAUUUCACGCGUCAGGCCAAUUCGGCCGAGCUGAGUGUGGUGGGCGAUACGGCCGAGGGACAGCGGAUGCACCGGCAGCUGCAGAAGUGGGACAGGAAGAAGAAGAAGAUGGUGAACGUGGAAAACCCGAAGGCGGGCAAGAUACGCACCGAGCACGGGGUGUGGAUUGCGGCCUCGUACAAGACGGGCCGGUACGACAAGUGGAAGGAGCGUACGAAGCUGGACGAGAAGCUGCUCGCGGAACAGGCGCAACAGUCGGACGAGGAGGAUGGAGAUGGGGCGGCACCGAGUGCACCGAUCGUACAGCGCCACUACCCGACCACGCACUGGGGCCGGCACAAUGCGAAGGCCGAUCUGCGCAAGCUGCGCGAUCUGGACCUGAAGACGCCCGAGCAGAUAGUGAAGAAGCGCAUGGAGAAGGAGACGAAGAUGGCACGCGAAAAGGCGGCCCGGCUGAAGAACAUCCAGCGCAAGAAGCGUGCGUUAGCGAAGCGUCAGAAGAAGGGAAAGUAGGCCAAUGUUCCGUUGAAGAAGACGGUGGAACGGUUGUUGGAAGGAUUAACAAUAAAGAAGAGUACAUUACAA